Messenger RNA from Acanthosepion pharaonis, 591 nucleotides. The record is from the annotation of a GenBank genome assembly. NCBI's taxonomy places the organism in Eukaryota, Metazoa, Mollusca, Cephalopoda, Sepiida, Sepiidae.
AUGAAAGAAAGGGUGCUUUUUUUUUUUUCCUGUAGCACUCACACAACCUCGGAUUUACGAAUUCUUUCUCACUUCUGGAAAGACACAUCGAAUCCGAGAGACGCUAACAUGUCUGUAUCAUUACUCUUUCUUUAUAUUCCGACAUUACGCGCCACGUCUUAUCUACCGUCUUCUUUUACCGCUCCCAACUGUUUUUUUUUUAAAGCAUCCAACUACACCACCGACCGACUCAACAUUACAUUUUACUUCCUCAUGAAAAUCCUCUGCAGACCUUACUCUCCCUACUGUACUUUCUCUUUCUUUUCUCCACGAUCUCAGCUUCUUUUCUUUUUUUUUUUCCUUCUCCAAAUGAAUUCCUUCUUCUUUUCUUUCCCGCCUUCCUUCUUUAUCUUUCCUUCUCUUCCUGCUGCUACACCAGCACGCACAUGGUUGGUACUUCUUCGUUCAACAUCUUUUCACGCGCGCACACUCAUGAGUCACCUACGCACAACAACAGCGUGCAUUCUCUCUCUCUGCUUCUACAAUUCAUCAACACACACAAGGAAUACACGUUCUUUUGGGUACGACUCUGUCGUUAAAGCGGAGUAUUGA